AUGGCUACGACAGGCACCAGCACGGAUUGGUACACAACAGGCAGUAGUGAACGCUUUGAGUCCCAUACAGACAAUGAUGCCAAAGCACAUAGCAAAAUUGGAAGACCCAGUUCUUGGGACUUUGUUGAGAGUAACAAUCACUGGCGAUCCAGUCUUGACAGCUCCGAAGUUGGCAGCAGAAAUGCGCCACGUAUCAGCAAAGAUCAACCACGCAUGGAUCGAUAUAACAUGCAUACGGUCGUGGAUAAGAACUCGAGAUACGACGCCCACGGGUUAUGUAUCCUGCUGAAGGAUUCUGAACUUCAAAAUGCCCCCAAAAACAUCAGGAUACUGAAAUUAACCCCACUGGUCUCUGGGGAAGAUUUUUCACCAGCUGGUGCUGGUCAAGUCAUCAUGGAGGAUGGGAAAGCCUAUCCUGUUGCUCGCAUACAGCCCGCGCGUGGAAGACUACGACGAUGGAAUUCAGCUGAAGAGACGACAGAUGAAGGACAUCGAACAGAAUCUAACUCUUCUUAUCAUGUAUCGAGCGAAGGGAAGUACCAGGCGCUGAGGAGCUAUGGAGCUGAUAACAUCAAGAGGGCCAGAGAGGCCGUUUUUCAAGACCCAGCAGUCGCCAAUGUUGGUAACAGGAUCGGAGAAUCGCAGGAGAAGACUGCAGGAUUUUCAUCUUUUGUAUCUGGUAACUCAGAGACGAAAGAUCAGCUCAACCGUAAACAUGAGGCUUGGAAGAAGAUUUUGCAGAAGCUCAAGGGAACGCCGACCAACAAAAACGAAACGUUGGGCACAGAAAGAUUGGAAAAAGGAACUCAGCGGCGAAACGAGGAAUUCGAAGGGCUUCUGAAAAAACUCAGGCAAGAUCGCGGGCCAGAAAUUCGUCCUACAGGCGCAACUCCCCCAGAAGAACACCAUUUCCAACCAGAGCUCUUAGAGAAGCCGUACAAAGUGCCAGAACAGCACAAAGAUGUCAGUCGAGAUCCUGAAAUUGUCACGGCUUAUACUACCUACCCCAAAAAGAAAGACUGGUCUCAAGACUCUGGGGUUUGUAUGGAUAGAGACUCUCUCAACUCCGUGUUGAACCCUAGAGCAAGAGAGUUUCUGUCGUUCAAAAGCUUCACAAGGGAAUCAACGAGCUCAGAAGAUUCAGGCACAUCGGGUCAGGAACUCUUCCAGCAGAUAGGCUUGAACAGGAGCAGUGAGGAAAGUGAAUAUCUCGGCAACCCGCCUGCUGAGGUGAACUCAACAAGUUUAAACCAUCAUAUGCCCCCCAUAGAUCCAGACUGCCUUGACACAAGUCAGAAAGGAAACACAAGCCGGGAGACUAGUUCUAUUCCUGUCGGAGGGCAAGGCCUAGCGGGAUUUGGCCUCACGUCAAGCAUGCUGCCAUUUUCGAAUGAUCCUUUUUCGUUCGGCGCUUAUCAGACUCCAAUGCAGAGCAUCGCUUCCCCUGGAUUACUAUCCAGUCUUGGGCUGGUGACACCAAUGCCUAAAUGGCCACCAAUCACCAAUUUCGGAAAUCAAUUCAAUCUACCUACUGCCAAUCUUCCUUUUCAGCCAUGCGCGGUUGUGCCCAACCCUUUGAUGGGUGCCAAUGCAACUCCUCAAUUGCCUUACAAUCCAACACUGGGAAGCAGUGGCUAUUCAGCUUGUCCGCCUCCCGUUUCAAAACCGAUGUUUCCUGACCCAAUACAGCAACAGAAAUAUGAAGCGUACAUCGAAUGGCGAAAAGCUAAUGAACCAGGAUACGCACUUGCAUGCAAAAGCCGACAACAACGUCGGGCCCAGCGUGGCCCAAACCCGCCAAAUCCUGUAGGAGAGAUGCCACAUAGCGAGGUCCAACCUGUGUGA
Molecule: messenger RNA, 1845 nt
Organism: Fusarium poae
Lineage: Eukaryota; Fungi; Ascomycota; Sordariomycetes; Hypocreales; Nectriaceae
Exons: 1
Coding region: 1-1845 (614 amino acids)
Source: RefSeq, a predicted model, not a curated record